CUCCUCGGGUAUAAAAAGUCCAGUAGAAGAUACGCAGAAAAUGAUGUACGGUUUCUAUCAUUGAAGCGCCUUUGUUAUUUGAGUAAUUUCAACCAUGGAAAUCUAUACUUACCUACAGCUGCCACUUUCCCUUAGCCUCAGGCGUUUACUGACCCAGCGCUUCUUGUCAAGUGAACGAAAACCACAGGCGCCUUAGCAAAUCGACCCUAAGACAUAAAAAAUAAAAAAUAAAAAAUUUAUUAUCUUGCUGUGUUGAGGCCUCGCAGAUCAAAUUCCAAUGUAAUUGUAGGAGUAAUUCCAGAUAGGAAGAAGAUGAGGCGUGAUUCCAUUCUUAUUUUGAUCUUUCUAUUGAGUUCUUGUUGGGUCAUAUGUGAGUGCCAAUGGUCUAGCUGCAACAAGGAAACAACUUAUUCUUAUGGCGGUACAUAUUCCAGAAACCUGAACCAAGUUAUCAAUGAUCUGUAUCGCAACACGUCUGAUAUUCCAGAGUUUAGUACCUCUUUACAUGGUGAUUAUCCCGACACCGUCUAUGGGCUUUUGCAGUGUGUGGGGAAUAUAUCAGUGGAAAAGUGUUCUGAGUGUUCGAAGAAUGCAUAUAGAUAUGUUAGUGAAAACUGCAGCAAUGACAUAGGUGGGGAGGUAUGGAUGGAUGACUGUUUCCUGCGCUAUGAUAACUACGAUUUCUUUUCGGAAGCAACUAUCGGUGCAUUUUCCCCACCCAAUGAAAAUUACGUCACUAGCAAUUUAGAGGAUUACGAGGCUACAGUUACUAAUCUUCUGAAGAAUCUGUCAGAGAAAGCCUACGAGUCUGCAAAUAAGGGUUUCGCUUUAGGAUCAGCGAAUUACACCACUUCCGGAAAAGUAUACGGUUUAGUCCAGUGUUGGAGAGUUGUAAACGUAGAAAAUUGCAAAAAGUGCUUGAUCUCUGCAAGGCGAGAGGGAGAAAAUUGUUGCUUAAGGAAGAAAGGAGCUCGGCUUCUGGGCACAAACUGCAAAAUAAGAUAUGAGACAUACCCUUUUUUUGGCUCAGCAGAGUCGAUGUCACCCGAGGGAUCGACUAAGCCAACAGAGGCCCAUAGUUCUGAAAAGUCCCCAAAAACAUUACCCAUAAUUCUGGGGCUUGUGGGGGUUCUGAUUCUGGUGUUCGUUAUUUGCCUGAUUGCAAUGAGAAAAAGAAUGGCAUCUGCCAUUUCUGGGAGGCAAAUAACUCUAGUUACCCAGAACGAAGAGAGGCGGGGGUAUUCCCCUGAAGCCAGAUUAAUUAUACAGGAGAAACAUUUUGUGUUCAGUUUAGAAGAACUUGCAGAAUCCACACAAAAUUUUGAUGAGAAUAAGAAGCUUGGAGUGGGAGGUUUUGGUGCCGUCUACAAGGGAACAACUAGAGACGGAAAGGAAAUAGCUGUGAAAAAACUGUCUGCAAGAUCUACGCAAGGCAAGAAAGAAUUUAUGAACGAAGUGAAGUUGCUGGCCAAUGUUCAGCACCGAAAUCUUGUGAAGCUAUUGGGAUGUUGUGCUGAGGGAGACGAAACGUUGCUUGUUUAUGAAUACUUUCCCAAGAAGAGCUUGGACACUUUUCUAUUUGAUCCGGAAAAGCGCAGAGAGUUAAGUUGGCAAAAGCGUUAUAACAUUAUAAUUGGAAUCGCCCGUGGCCUUCUCUAUCUUCACGAGGAUUCACAGUUGAAGAUUAUUCACAGAGAUAUUAAAGCAAACAACAUUUUACUUGAUGAGAAACUCAAUGCCAAGAUAGCUGACUUUGGCCUAGCUAGAUUAUUUGCUGGAGAUGAAACGCAUGUCGAUACAAAAGCUGCAGGCACAUACGGUUACAUGGCUCCAGAGUACGCAAUGCAAGGGCAGCUGUCAGUUAAAGCUGACGUUUACAGUUUUGGAGUGCUUCUGCUUGAGAUCAUGAGCGGAAGGAAAAAUAGUGAUGCAAAUAUUCCCAACGAAAUGGAAAGCCUGUUAGAAUGGGCAUGGAGAGUAUACAAAAGAGAAUAUGCUUCGAAUUUUGUGGAUCCAACGGUAGCAGAAACAUGUCCAGAGGAGAAAUCGUUGAGAUAUAUCCAGGUUGGGCUUUUGUGUGUACAAGCGGAUGCGACCCUUCGUCCAGCUAUGUCGAAUGUUAUUGUGAUGAUAUCCAGCAGUUCGGUCACACUACCAGAUCCCAAAAAACCUGCUUUCAUAAACCUGAGCAAAAGCUAUGGCCCAAAAGCAGGAGUGAAGUUAAGCUCAGGAUCAGGGGUGCGGGUGGAGGAUUAUGAAACGGGGGCAUCUGGGACGACGACGUCAUCUGCAUCAGGCGUUGCGUCAGUAAAUGAUGCCUCCAUCACUCAAGUGAACCCUAGGUAGGGAGGUAGGGUUUACAAAUAGAUGCCUCUUUAUUAGUCUUAUAGUAUACCGACUUGUUAAGAGUCUGCGAGAGCAAAAUGUUGAAAUAUCGGUACAAUGGUAAGUUGUCAGUUGAAAUGCUGUUCUGUGACCUUCUCUUUCAAAUUCUGUUCAUUAUAUUAUUUGUAUUUUGCUUUGUUCAAUAAAACAAAAAAGGUCACCCUGUCCUAUCGUAAGUGGUACUGUUUAUUAAUAGAAAUUAAUAUUUUCCA
Messenger RNA from Cryptomeria japonica (Japanese cedar), 2597 nucleotides. Its product is annotated as cysteine-rich receptor-like protein kinase 44. Gene Ontology annotation, molecular function: protein kinase activity; ATP binding. The transcript has 7 exons. Gene Ontology annotation, biological process: protein phosphorylation. Lineage: Eukaryota; Viridiplantae; Streptophyta; Pinopsida; Cupressales; Cupressaceae. The coding region runs from base 313 to 2346 and encodes 677 amino acids. The record is from RefSeq and is a predicted model, not a curated record.